AAAUGAGAACGUCAUUGCAAUCGAAAAUUCUGGCGGCCUCGUUCAAGGGUGCAAACGGGGAGGAUGAAGGAAGAAGUAAACUUGCGCGACAGGAAACGGUGCGUGAGAAGGUCGAAGCAAUAAAUUAAUAGAGAGGAAACGAAUCCACAGAAGCUUCAACACAAAACCCGAACCAUUCUCUGUAAAAGAGAGUCUCAUUUCGAGAGUUGAUCAUGGUUCUCUGGGAGAUUACCGUCACAACUGCUUAUUUUCUGGGCCUCAAGCGAACUUAUAGGCUUGCUUUGAGGCUUCAGCGAAAGAUCAUUAGCCCCAAGCAUUAUAAGAUCCGUCAGUUUGCCCAAAGACGAACCCGUGCUGCAUUUGACAUUGCGCUCAAAGUUCACCGGAGCAUUCAAGAAAGAGACAUAGAAGUGGGCCGGAAUGUUGGGAAUUUCAUUCUGCGAUUCCUAGAUCGUAUGAAACCAUCUGCUCAGAUUCGUGGUCCUCCUCAAGGAACACCCACCAAUGGUGGUACUGGUAACUCAAGCAUGACAAAGCUAAAUGCAACUCCCAAAGAGAAACCUAAGGGGUAUUCCCGAUUUUUCAGAAGGGACUCUGAUCGGCAUUUCUUUACCUCAUCAACAAACAUGUGGCCAAAGCCCUUUCCAACCAUUGCUAUGAUGAUGCGACCGCCAAAUGCUGCUGGAACUUCAAUCCACUACAGGCGCCUAACUAUGUCUACGCCUGAAAUGUUGCCAUCAAUCCACAGAGUAAAUUGGUCGGACUCUGUUGUUAGGAAGGACAUCCUACAAUGGAUGCAGCGAACCUAACACAGCCAAUUUCUUCAUUUGUGACUUGUGAUAAUAGUUUUGGAGUUCGAUAGGAUAUGGUGAAAUAAUAUUUUGUGCAAUGUGGUAAAUGCUGCCCGAAAUGGUAGGUGCUGGUUGAAUCUCAACUGUACCUCGUCACUUGAAUUUUUUUUUUUUUAUCCAUUUUUCUUGUUCGAUUCUGACUGUUGUAUAGUUGUUCAGCCUUUCUUUGGGGAAUUAUCAGUUUCCCCUGUGUCUACUCUACAGAUUUUGGUUAGAAGAACUAGUAAAUAUUUGUUUCAUGGUUGCUUUAUAA
Messenger RNA from Prosopis cineraria, 1104 nucleotides. RefSeq lists its product as uncharacterized. The transcript has 2 exons. The coding region runs from base 213 to 809 and encodes 198 amino acids. The record is from RefSeq and is a predicted model, not a curated record. Lineage: Eukaryota; Viridiplantae; Streptophyta; Magnoliopsida; Fabales; Fabaceae.